ACCAAGUCUCUCCUGUCCUGUCCAAGUAAUAAAGCACCGAAACCGGCCGCCGACGACCAAGACCUGCAACCGAUGGAAGGCAUUCAGCAGCUGCCAGCGGACGUCCUCGUGUCGGUGAUCUCCCGCGCCGCCGCGGGGCCGAGGGAUGCCUGCAUCGCCGCCACGGUGUCGCCGGCGUUCCGCGCCGCGGCCGACUCCGACACCGUGUGGUCACGCUUCCUCCCGGCUGACCUCGCCCCGCUCGUCUACCCGACGCCUCCGCCAAGAUCCAAGAAGGAGCUCUUCCUUCGCCUCUCUGAAACCCAUGCCCUCGUUGAAGAUGGCCUCAUGAGCGCGUGGCUGGACAGGGAGACCGGCGCCAAGUCCUAUAUGAUUGCGGCCAGGGCUAUGGCUAUUAUCUGGGUCGACACGCCGGACUACUGGCGCUGGAUAGUGCGCGAAGACUCAAGGUUCUCGACAUGCGCUGAACUGUUAGCGGUUUGUUGGCUGGACAUCUCCGGUUGCAUGCCAUGCAGGAUGCUGUCAGGUGACACGCGCUAUGCAGCCUACCUGGUAUUCAAGAUGGCCGAUGACUGCUUUGGCCUGGAUUCUCCUCUUCAGGAGGCAUCGGUCAGCGUCGGAGAGGGGGGCACAUCAACGGCCCACUGGAUCAGACUACAGAGCUACCACGUCGGCGACGAAGAGAACGGCGUAACCGAGGAAGGAGCUCCACCUAGGCUCCCACAUGAGAGGCCUGAUGGCUGGAUGGAGGUGGAGCUAGGAGACUGGUACAACCAUGGAGGCGACGACGACCUAGUGGUUCGUGCCAGUGUGAAGGAGGCCAGGUUUGGAGGCAACUGGAAGAAAGGGCUUAUUGUUCAGGGCCUUGAGAUUAGACCUAAGAACUGAUUGAGGGCUGGUUGAUCAUAAAAUUAUAUGUAUAUGUCUCAGUUUGGAGUGCAUUCAUGUUGGAGCUAUUAUGUAAUAAUACGCCUGCAGGCUGCAGCCGUUCCUGAUGCA
Molecule: messenger RNA, 999 nt
Organism: Zea mays
Lineage: Eukaryota; Viridiplantae; Streptophyta; Magnoliopsida; Poales; Poaceae
Product: ATPP2-B12
Molecular function (GO): protein binding
Source: RefSeq, marked provisional